CUUUCAACACCUACACCGUAUUGUACAACGGAACAUAUCCCUAUUCCCUACAUAGCCUACCCUAGCCUCUAGGUAUGUGGUAUGUAUCUAUAUGUAUUAAUCUACACCUACCUUUACCUUAACUUUUAUGAUUUUCUUAUGUUGAAACUUCAAGCUGUAACAUCAUUGCGAUUUGAUUUAAUAUCUACCACUCUUUUGCUAUUCUGCUAAAGUUCUGUGAUCUUGCUUUACUACCUCUGCUGCCCUUGAAUUUUCAACUCGUUCUUUUCUCUUACAUCCAAAAGCGCUUGGAGCAUCAUCUUCUCACCCUUGUCUCUUAUACACACAUCACCAAUCAGAGACGUUAAUAUCACACAGCAUAAUCCAUUAUAUCCAUCAUGGCAACGCAUGAAAUCAAGAAACAUAAAUUUUUGAUCUGGGGCGGUAAGGGCUGGGUUGCUGGCCAUCUCGAGUCGAUUCUCAAAAAACAAGGCAAGGAGGUUUUUACCACGACUACCCGUAUGGAAGACCGUGAAGCAGUCAAGGCCGAGCUAGACAGGGUCAAGCCCACCCACGUUCUAAAUUGUGCUGGCUGUACCGGCCGUCCUAAUGUCGAUUGGUGUGAAGACCAUAAGGAGGACACGAUACGAUCCAAUGUGGUUGGGACAUUGAAUCUGACCGACUGUUGCUUUCUUGCCGGCAUUCACUGUACUGUCUUUGCUACCGGGUGCAUAUAUCACUACGAUGAUGCUCACCCGAUUGGAGGUCCUGGAUUUAAGGAGACGGACCCGGCCAAUUUUACCGGCAGCUUCUAUUCCGAAACCAAGGGCCAUGUUGAGGAGGUUAUCAAAUACUAUACAAACUGUUUGAUCCUCCGCUUGCGUAUGCCGGUGUCCGAUAACCUACAUCCACGCAACUUCGUCACCAAGAUCAGCAAGUAUGAUCGGGUAGUCGACAUCCCAAACAGCAACACGAUCCUGACCGACCUUUUGCCGGCAUCCAUCCUGAUGGCGGAGCAUAAUGACACCGGGAUCUAUAACUUCACUAACCCAGGGGCUAUUAGCCACAACGAAGUACUGACGCUGUUUAGAGACAUAAUUCGUCCGGGUUUCACGUGGAAGAACUUUAGUGUGGAAGAACAAGCCAAGGUGAUCAAGGCAGGCCGAAGUAACUGCUUGUUAGAUACAACGAAGCUAGAAGGGAAGUUGAAGGAGUACAAUUAUACAGUACCAGAGAUUCAUGAGGCUUACCGACAGUGCUUCGAGAGGAUGAAAGUGGCAGGGGUUGAAUAAGCUCGGGUGGGGGUCUUUUGACAGGUUCUACUAGUUAGUUAUUAAUACUAGUAACAUAGGGGCAUUAUAGUGCACAUGUAAGCUACCUAAAGCAACCUAGUACUCACCCUUCCAACUAGAAGUUUUUAAAGUGGUUUCUUUAAGGUUCC
This is a messenger RNA of Hypoxylon fragiforme, 1420 nucleotides long. RefSeq names its product NAD dependent epimerase/dehydratase. The coding region runs from base 378 to 1271 and encodes 297 amino acids. The transcript has 2 exons. The record is from RefSeq and is a predicted model, not a curated record. Gene Ontology annotation, biological process: S-adenosylmethionine biosynthetic process. Gene Ontology annotation, molecular function: methionine adenosyltransferase regulator activity. Gene Ontology annotation, cellular component: methionine adenosyltransferase complex. Lineage: Eukaryota; Fungi; Ascomycota; Sordariomycetes; Xylariales; Hypoxylaceae.